This is a messenger RNA of Carlito syrichta (Philippine tarsier), 504 nucleotides long. RefSeq names its product rhox homeobox family member 1. The record is from RefSeq and is a predicted model, not a curated record. NCBI's taxonomy places the organism in Eukaryota, Metazoa, Chordata, Mammalia, Primates, Tarsiidae. The coding region runs from base 1 to 504 and encodes 167 amino acids. The transcript has 3 exons. Gene Ontology annotation, biological process: regulation of transcription by RNA polymerase II. Gene Ontology annotation, molecular function: RNA polymerase II transcription regulatory region sequence-specific DNA binding; DNA-binding transcription factor activity, RNA polymerase II-specific.
AUGGCACUUGGAGGCAACUGCUAUGAUUCUGACUACUACUGCCUGGAAGUGUAUGAGAUAGAGAUAAAGCCUGUCCGCGAGCUGACGGCUGCACGAGAAGUAGCACUGGAAGCUGGAGAAGGAGCUUCGAGAGCUAUAAGCAACAUGCUUCCUGUGGAUGCAAACCAAGAGAACGUGAACCAGGGUGGCGAUGGCAGCCAGGUGCCCGAGGAGCCGAACCAAGCGGUGGGUCCGCGGCCCUUCAACCAGCAGCGAAUCCGGCGCAUUAGGUUCACCCCGUGGCAGCGGCAGGAGCUGGAACGUGUUUUCCAGCAAACUCAAUACCCUGAUGCAUUCACAAGAAGGAAUCUUGCAAUACGCAUUGGUGUGACUGAUACCAAAGUGCAGGUUUGGUUUAAGAAUAAAAGGGCCAAGUGUAGACGAAAUCAGAGGGAAUUGAUGCUCGUCAACGCACCACCUGCUGAACCUGAAUUCUUUCUCCUCAUCGUAAUGGAUGACUUCUAG